AUGCACCAGUCGCCCGACUCGCCGCAGAGCAGGGACCAAGGAUGGCUAUGUCAUUGGCUUGCCCUCGUAGCCCUGGGAGAGCUUUACAGCAGCGACAAAGAGACUCACGUUGAUCCUCAAGAUCCGUUGGGGCCUGCGGUGUCAGCCUCACUGGUCACUCCUGACCCACCAGGAGCAGAAUAUUACUAUCAGUCGGUAAGCCUUCUUCAGCAAGUCGCGGAAAAUCCGGAUGUGCAGUACAUCGAGACCUUGUGCCUUCUGGCACUUUAUGCCUUUUCUAUGAACCGGGUCAAUACGGCCUACAUGUACGUUGGAGUUAGUAUGCGGGCAGCAUUGUCACUGGACUUGCAUAGAAGUCCCUUUGACUUCCCGUCGGAGAGAUCGAGUCUAUCCCCUGUUGAAUUGGAGCACCAGAAGAGGCUGUAUUGGACAGUCUACUACCAGGAUCUCUUGACUACAAGCACAUCCGGUCGGCCCUGGGGCGUUCUUGACGAUGAAAUUACGGUCGACUACGCGGACUCCAGUCGCCUCUCUGGGGAAGCAUUGUCAGAGUUCUUUGACGCAGAGGAAUCGAAUAUCCACCUCGAACUCAUGCGCCUGCGAAGCCAGGCCUAUUCGUCAUUAUACGGCUACGCCGGAACCGCCAUCAACCCUUACUCACACAUUUCUCUCUUUGAUUUCGAACUUAGCCGUCCACUUUCGCAGCAACACUUGGACAAGAUAUGCGAGUUUCAUCAAGCGCUCCUUUGUUUUGAGAACGAGCUCCCUGUAAGCAUGAAAAUGGUCCAAGCAUGGGAUGGCUCGCGGGCAAAUAUCAACCGUGUGAAUGCACAUUUGUAUUUGAUCUACCAUCAGGUUUGA
Molecule: messenger RNA, 861 nt
Organism: Exophiala dermatitidis NIH/UT8656
Lineage: Eukaryota; Fungi; Ascomycota; Eurotiomycetes; Chaetothyriales; Herpotrichiellaceae
Product: proline utilization trans-activator
Exons: 2
Coding region: 1-861 (286 amino acids)
Biological process (GO): positive regulation of transcription by RNA polymerase II; DNA-templated transcription
Cellular component (GO): nucleus
Molecular function (GO): zinc ion binding; sequence-specific DNA binding
Source: RefSeq, a predicted model, not a curated record